Molecule: messenger RNA, 6212 nt
Organism: Pecten maximus
Lineage: Eukaryota; Metazoa; Mollusca; Bivalvia; Pectinida; Pectinidae
Product: translocation protein SEC63 homolog
Exons: 19
Coding region: 49-2361 (770 amino acids)
Biological process (GO): SRP-dependent cotranslational protein targeting to membrane; post-translational protein targeting to endoplasmic reticulum membrane
Cellular component (GO): Sec62/Sec63 complex
Molecular function (GO): RNA binding; transmembrane protein transporter activity
Source: RefSeq, a predicted model, not a curated record
GUGACGUUGUUCUUCAAUAAGGUACUGGUAGCAAUUUAGCAUUUAAGGAUGGCGGGCAUGCAGUUUGAAUAUGACGAAGAAGGGGGGACGUUUUUCUACUUCCUUUUAUCAUUCUGGAGUUUAUGGCUUGUACCAACAACCGCCUACUAUUUCUGGCCUUCGGAUAAAAAAACUGAACCUGAAAAAGACAAGAGAAAGGGCUGUAAUUGUGAACCAUGUCAACUGAAGAAGUACCGGCUAAAGGCAAACUCAAAGUGGGACCGGACCAGGGACCGAGCUGUAAAAUUUGGGCUCAUUAUAAGCUGGGUUAUUUUGAUAGCCCUCGCAUACAAGGUGUCAAAGAUUCAAAUGGACUAUGUGGAAUACGACCCCUACUUGGAACUCGGUAUAGACAGGGGUGCGUCGGAUAAAGAAAUUAAGAAAGCGUAUCGUGCAAUGAGUUUGAAGUACCAUCCUGACAAGGAGACUGGAGAUCCUAAGAAGUUCAUGAAAAUAGCCAAAGCUUAUGCAGCAUUGACAGAUGAGGACACGAAGGAAAAUUGGGAGAAACAUGGAAACCCUGACGGACCAGGAGUUGUGAGAUUUGGUAUUGCAUUGCCAAAAUGGAUCGUUGAGAGGGAAAAUUCCAUGUUGGUCUUGGCUGCCUACGGUUUAAUCUUUAUGAUCAUCCUACCAGUGGUUGUGGGUAUUUGGUGGUACCGCUCCAUCAAGUUCAGCAAGGACCAAGUGCUGCUGGAUACAACCCGACUCUACUAUUUCUUCUUCCAGAAGGCACCCAACAUGAUGCUUAAACGUUGUAUAAUGGUGUUAGGAGCAUCGUUUGAAUUUGACAAGUUUCACAAUAAGGAGGUUAUAGAACGGCCGAGUGACAAUGAAGAAGUACCGCAGCUGAUUAAGAGGUUACCUCACCUUGAUGAGAAGAAUAAGGAGAAGCCACUGUGUUUCCCCUACAGUGUCAAGGCCAGAGCUCUCCUCCAUGCACACUUUACCCGUCUGGACCUCCAGUCUUCAACCUUAGAGCAAGAUAAGCAAUUUGUCAUAGGCAAAUGUCCUUGCCUUAUCAACGAGAUGAUCAACAUCACUGCCCAACUUGUAGCAGGGGCAGCUCGCAAUGCUGUAGCACACAUGCCACGCCUGGAGACUGUAGAGAAUUGUAUGAAGGCAUCACAGAUGUUGAUUCAGGGCCUCAACGAGAGGUCAAGUCCGCUACUACAGCUUCCUCAUAUAGGCCAGGAUAUGCUGAAACAUUUUAACACUAAAAAGAGACACAUCCAGAGAAUCACUGAUCUCAUUGCUAUGAAAGAGGAGGACAGGAGGUUGUUAUUCCGUAACCUUGGUAAUGAGGAAUAUAGAGAUAUCAUCAAUGUGUGUGCAUCAAUGCCCUACGUUACCAUGGAGGUCAGGUCAGAGGUACUCGAUGAUGAGGAUUCGACGAUCACAGCAGGCUCUAUUGUCACGGUAACUGUGGAACUCCACCGAGAGAACAUGGAGGUUUUGUUUGAGAAAGAUAACAUUGAGUUUUCUCACAUGGAUCAGGAAGCAAUAGAGGAGAACACAAAAACUGAAGAUAUGGAAUUGGAGCCAGCAGAUUCACUUAAAAACCAACAGCAAACCCAGCAGCCACAGAAAACAGCAGCUAAGAAGCAACAGAAAAAUAAAAAAGUUGUGAAGAAGAAAAAGGCACCUAAGCAAGCAUACAACUGGAAAGCUGCUGCAGCUGAGAAGGAAUCAAACAAACAGGUAAACUCGUUGGCUGUGGCGACGAUCGGUGGUGCUGAGACAGAGGCUCAUAAGAAAGAGGAAGAAAAUGACAAUAGUGAUGCAGAGACAGACGAAGGAGGAAACGAUUCGGAAGAAGAGAACACAAAAAUGGUUGAAAGAGCUAACGAUCAAGACAAGAAUGCUGCAGUUGUAGAGGAGGACGAUGAAGAACAGUGGAAGAAAUACCAGGAGGAAGCAAAAAUGGAAACAACUUUAGAUACAAAAGUCAAAGAAAGCCAUCCGGUCCAUUGUCCGUACUUCUCAGACGACAGACAAGAGGGUUGGUGGCUUUAUGUUGGUGAUAAGAAAAGUCAUAUGUUGAUAACAGCACCUGUACAAAUCCAAACACUGAAAACAAAAGAAGAGAUCCAGUUGAAAUUUUCUGCUCCAGUGAAGCCUGGUGUCUACACAUAUUUUGUAAUCCUAAGAUCAGACUCAUACCUCGAUUUUGAUCAACAACAAAAGAUAAGGCUGGAUGUGAAAGAAGCGAAGUUAGUGAAGGAUCAUCCUCAGUGGGACAUUUCUGACGAUGAAGAGGACAAGGAUAAAGACGAUGAUAGUGAUUCUGAUUACUCAACAGACAUGUCUGAUUCAGAAUGAACAAUAACUUCAGUGAACUAGGGACUGGAGUUAAUUCUGGGAUGCUGAAUUUGUUGCUAAAUUUUAAAAUCACACUAGAUCAAGUAUUGGUCUCAAACAUCAAGUUAAUCUGAAAAAGGCCAUUUCAAUGAUAUAUAUAUAUAUAUAAGAGCUCAAGAUGCAUGGAGAAACACAUUUGAUGAAAAAAGAAACGUACACUUCAAAAAAAUGGGUAACUGUACAACACUUCUGACAGAUAUUUAUAAUUUAAUAUUUAUAAUAUAUUAUGUGACGAUGAGAUAGUUAAAAGAGUAAUUUAUGAAAAUAAAACUAAAACAGAGUAGCGAUAUCCUCUGAAGAUGUCUUGACAGUUUCAGAAACAACUUUGAGGACCCUGACUAGUAUAGCAUUUCUUGAUUAAGUUUUAUUUUAACAAAAAUCCCACUCAGGUUCGCCUCUGGGGAGGGAGUAAUCUUUACUAUAGUUUACAUCAGAGAAUCACACUUUUGACUUUGAUUUGUUUGAUUUCUAUUGGAAUUCAUUUUAACUUGAUUAACAUUAUCAGCAUAGGAUGACAGCUUGAUGGUAUACACAAGUUGGCCCUGACUAAUGGGCGUUGCCAAAAGGGGAAACUAACUGAAAUAUUUCAAAACUCGGGUGACUGUUGAGGCCCAUGGGCCUCUUGUCUAUUCUUAGACUAUCGGAUUUUAAAACUGCAUUUUAAAUAUAACUUUUUUAAAUCUCUCUGACCUCUGAUGACAAAAAUAAGGAUUAACCCAAAUUAAAGAAAGAUAAAAUUCAUAAUAGUUUUUGGGAUUAUGUGAUUUGAUAAAGUUCUGCUGAUUAAAAUCUUUUUUUUCUUUAGUUACUACAUUCCAAACUAUUCAAUCAACUGUACCACCAGAGUUGUAUGUUCAUAAAAUGGGAAGAAUGUCAAGGGUUCUGAUGCUUGUCUGGCUUGGCAAAAGGCCUAACAGGCCUGUAUACCUGUCUGACAUGUUAACCCUAUGGAGUUUCAAAGUAGUGUAGAUGAACCAGUGCUUUAUUGACUGGAUAUGAUGUAAGAAGGAUGCUAGGUGUUUGGAAUACAUGUAGAGUAAGCGGUAGCCAAUGUCAAAAUGAGAGUGAAAGAUGGACAAAGUGAAAUGAUGUCAAAGAUGAAUAAAAUUGGAGAAAUAGGUGUGAGAGUUUAUGAGAGACAUAUAUAUUUUAGAUAUCUGGAGUUGCUGCCAUAUUUCUUAGUUUUGAAAUUAUAUUUAUUUUUCCGCAUGUUUAUUUUUCACAAAACAUAUAAGUUGGCUGAAAAACUUAAAGGUAAAUGUAUAUAUAUAGACGUAUAUCAUUAUUUGCAUAAUUUUCAUUGGGUUUAACCCGUGUUAGUGAAGGUUAGUAUUGCUACUGUCAUAUCAACAAUGAUCACCACGGCAACCAUUUUCCAGAUUAGGUAUUGUAAACGUACCUGUAUUCAUAUAUCACUAUGCAUACAAAGAACUCUUUAUGGAUAUAUUGAUGAAAGAAUCUGUCUAGUCAAUUAACACAGAUCCAGGUAAUAUCAAUUAUUUUAAAUAAAUCUGACGGAAGAUGUAAUGUAUCAACAAGUGAGAAUUGAUCUUAUGUUCAAAGUCACAGGGGCUUGACAUGUUCCUAUAACACAGAAUUAUUAAACAAUUAGCCCUAGGAUCUGACCCCUAGAUCACUAUGACAAUAACAAAUGAUUUAGGGGUUGGUCCGGGGAAUAUUUUUUCGUUCGUGGUCAUAUAAAUGUGUCAGACCCCUGUGAUCAAAUCAGAGUGGUUUAUUAAUUGGCAUUUUUUUUUCUUCUUCAAUCGACCUUUACUGCACAUUAAAUGCAUUAUUUAUUAAAUGAUUUUGACAAAGAUUUUUUUAAAGUUAAUCAAUGGUUUGUGUGUAAAAUCAUCAAUAUUUGUGGGGACUUCAUAUUGGUCUUGUGCUCCAAACUUUAGAGCUCAUUAUUUUGACCGUCUUUUUCAUCACAUCCUGGUUUCUGGGAGGUAUGUUUUGUGAUAAAGUUCUUUGAAAUGGGGAUAAAUCUGAGAAAUAUUAGAUUCCAUAAAUUAUUGAGAUUUGGGUUUAUGGUUGAUGUAUAAAAUCUUGUAUCAGUGAAAUAUUUUGUCAAUUGUGUACAUAAAAUGUUUUUGUUCAGGUACAAAUGCUGAAUAUGUGUGUACAGAGAGUCGAGAGUCUCAUCGUUUUAAAGUGUUGAUCCACAGAAAUGAUGAAAGGGAGUUGAAUUCUGCUGAAAAUUGAAAUCAAUAUUUUUUUGUUUUUUGAAUUUAAAUGAUGUAGAAAAGUUAAUUAUGUGAACAAAUGAAGCACCGUUGUUUGUAAUUGUACAUUUUUAAUACCUUUAUGUAAACAAGAAAAAUAAAUUAUAUUUAAAUUAUGUGAAUAAAACCAUGAACUCCAUUGUUUCAAUCUUUUGUUGUAUCAAUAUCCUUGUUUAAGCCUCUCUUUGUUUAUAGAUAUAAAACUUCAUCAACUUAAUAAUCCCUUAAAGGUUUAUCUUCAUGUAAUUUCAGUCAGAGCUGCUCAUUUACGUCAGCAAUUCAUAAGUUAAGUAUUAAAUAAACAUCUAAAAAUAGAACGUGAACGAACCUUGCGUGUGCAUAGUUACAUCCGCAGAUGAUAAUCAGAAAAGCAUGGGUUUGUUUAUCAAAUGGCAAGAAGUUUCAUUUCAAAUUCAUGGUGGUUUAUCUUUAAUUUUUGUCUAACAGCCUCACGUUGACUCUCUAAGUUGUAGAUGAUGUUGUUAUUUAAUCCAAUCCUUUUCUUUGCCUUUGUGACAGCAAUCAGUAUGUCUAAUCAACUUUCGGCUUCUUAUGCGUGACCCUGAUUGCCAGUCUGCCAUUCUUUAAAACAACUGGUUUGCCUAUGCGUGGAUGACAUAAUUUAUGCUGCUCAUUUACAUGUAGAGAGCGGAGCACCGCAUUAGAGAUUCCACGUAAUCAGUGGGUAGAUUCCCCAUUUAAUUUGCAAUUAGGAAAAACUACUAUAACAGUUACUAUUUAUUCUCGCAUUGUAUCUUCAUUAGGGUAUAAAUUCUACCAUUUAACAUAUUAUUGUAAUUUUGUCAUAAUUUAUAUGUUGUGAAAACAUAGAGAGGCUUUCAAUGAAGUUGUGAUUUAAUUAUUUUUCUUUUUCUUAUUGGAAGUAAAAGUAUGUUUGUGAUCAUAAUUACUCUGAUGCAUAAUUAUAUAUUUUAUUUUAAUUUUGGAUUUUUGGAUUUAGUGUAAUUUGAUUGAUUUUUUUUAUUUUUUUUGUCCUUGGAACACACCAUACGCUUGUUGUACUGUGUAUAAAUAAUAAAUACUAGUGUGUAAAGGGUGAAUAACACAUGGCAAAAUGAAUAAUUCCUAUGAAUAUUAUAUAGUAUGUUAGUAAACGUCAGCAAAAUGGCCCUCUCCAGGACUACGAUUUAAAAAGGAGUGCUUUUAAAAGGAGAACUAGGGUCGAGACAAAUAUUAGACCUCUAGCACUCCAAGGCUAUCUAACUAGUCACAGUUAAUGGUGUAAGGUGAUGAAAUGAAUCACAACUUACUAGUAUUACAUAUAAUUAUUCCAUAAACAGAAGAUUAUAUAUUGCAACACAGGGUUAAGAAAUCAAAUGUAAUUAACUUUUAUCAGUCCGUAGGUAAUGGUGUUUUGUGCAACACAGGGUUAAGAAAUAAAAUAUAAUUUACUUAUAUCAGUUCGUAGGUAAUGGUAUUUUAUUGUCUGGUUUUCAUAAAUACCAGAAUCAAGAAAUACAGGUCUUAUGGGCCUUUUGUAACAUUUGUGCUGGGGUUAAAUCUGUGACAUGCUGCAUGUAUGUACUAUGUACAUUGUUGAAUAUUAAAUCAGUAUUUUGUAUA